AUGGCCAAUUUAAAGUGUUUAGCAAUUCUUGGUCUCCUCGUCGCAACUUUAGCUGCGAGUGAAGGUCGGGUUGCAAGAAAAGACUUGGGCUUGGACCUUGGAGGGUUAGGGGUUGGGUUGGGUGCUGGAGUUGGUAUUGGGCUGGGUGGUGGUGGAUCAGGCUCUGGUGCUGGAGCGGGUUCGGGUUCUGGGUCUGGGUCUAGUUCAAGUUCCAGCUCUUCUUCUUCUUCUUCAAGUUCUAGCUCCGGGUCGGGUGGUGGUUCCGGUGCUGGGUCUGAAGCUGGUUCGUACGCUGGCUCUAGGGCUGGGUCAGGCUCAAGAAACGGUCGUGAUGACUGA
Molecule: messenger RNA, 339 nt
Organism: Dovyalis caffra
Lineage: Eukaryota; Viridiplantae; Streptophyta; Magnoliopsida; Malpighiales; Salicaceae
Source: the annotation of a GenBank genome assembly